AUGACGAGAAAUAAUCCCAACAACCCUGCCAAUUCGAAUGUUGCAACCGUCAAGGUUUUGACAAGUCGCAUCAUAACUGCCGACCCUUUGAGCGGAAAAUUGCGGGAACCUUUUCUCGAGAAUCAGACAAUUAUAGUAUCGCAAACUACCGGCAGAAUCCUAACGGUUGAACCCACCUCCCAUGAGGACCUUCUAACUGGCUACGCGAAUGCCAUUGACCUACGGGGCAAAACCGUGUUACCAGGACUCAUAGAUACCCACGUUCACUUCUUUCUACACCCCUACAGCGAGACUUCAUGGGACGACCAGGUCACCCGAGAGAGUACAGCAGAACGCGUUGUACGUGCAGUGAAUCACGCCAAAGCGACUCUGCUCGCUGGAUACACGAGCAACAUCAAAAGGGACUUGGGGACCGAAGGAGCAGAAGACGCUGACAUUUCCAUUCGUAAAUGUAUCUCGGCUCCUAUGGGCAUUAUCCCCGGCCCACGCUACCAUUGUGCUACUCGGGCAAUUGUCGCUACUGGAAGCUAUGGUCCGAAGAAUGUGAAUCGUCCAUAUGUCACGGAGGUGGAUGGCAAGUCUGGUGCAGACCCUGCGAGCGGUGUUGACGAAUGCGUGAGGGUUGUGAGGAGACAGAUUGGCGCGGGUGCAGAUUGGAUAAAGGUGAGUAUGCAGCUGGAUAAUCAACUGGAUGCUCACCUGGUGUUAGAUAUAUGCAGAGAGGAGGUAGAGGCUAUGACCAAGACUGCCCAUAGUUUAGGCGUCAAGGUAGCCGCGCAUUGCGUCAAUGCAGAGACUAUCAAGAUGCUGAUAGAGGCCGGAGUCGAUACACUCGAGCAUGGUACCGCGAUGACAGAGGACGUCCUACCUCUCCUAGUCGAGAAGCAGAUACCAUGGACACCUACCUUUGCUGCUUAUUACUCUCAUCAGUACCCGGGUGCGAGACCGUGGCAGUCGCUCCAAAAAGUAUUUUCCAAGGCAAUCAAAAUGGAUGCCGCAAUCACGACUGGUGGUGACACAG
Molecule: messenger RNA, 1021 nt
Organism: Acaulospora colombiana
Lineage: Eukaryota; Fungi; Glomeromycota; Glomeromycetes; Diversisporales; Acaulosporaceae
Source: the annotation of a GenBank genome assembly